AUGGAGGCAGACACACACUUCAUUUUCCAGUACUCCACUCGCGAGGGCCACUCGUGGCUAAAGCGGGAUGUGAUGUCCCGCAACUACUCGCUCAUCACCCCUGCGUACGGCUGCGGCCUUGUCAAUGCCGUACUUAGCGCCUUGGAAGAUGCCGCCGCUCACGCGCCCGUGGAGAUCGACGCAACGGUGAAGAUCCAAGCGGCGUUUCGAAUGUAUCAGCAGCGAAAGGCGUUCUUGAUGUUGCGGCAGCAUGCCUGCCUAAUUCAGCGUGUGUAUCGCGGCUACGCAACGCGUAAGCGCCUCGACGGUGAGCGGGCGACAGUGAGGCGGAUGGCCUACCUACAAACGGUUUUUGACAUGUUUGCUACACGGAUUCAGGCAUGUUACCGUGGCUACCAGAGUCGCAAAACAAGGUCAAACUACUACGCACAGCAAGCGUACCUGAAUGUAGUAACUGCACGCUCGUCAGAGGUACUUGUACAGGCACUCAGCACUCAAGCAGAGCAGGACGCCUUGCGCAACGCGGAGGCAAAGCGCGUGCACAACCUUUCCUAUGCCCGCCGCACGGCCCACAUGCACUACAUGGUGUCGACCUGUAGUGUUCCCAGUGUGUACCAACUUUCUCCGGCGUCAUCGACGGCAAAACAGUCAACGCAGAACACUUCGAAGACUUGCAAGGCGGUACGCAGCCACGGUGGGGAGUGUGGCGUGGUGAGCCCGGUACCACCCGCCGUGAAGUCGGCCGGGGAAGGAUCGGACGACUGCGCCGCAGAUGAUGAGAAGCUGAUGACGCGGGCCGCCACCUACGUGUCCGGUCAAAAGCUGGAGGAGGACAUUCGGCACCACGCCCGUGCAGCACGUCUGGAGCGCAACGCUGUCAAGGCCAAGGCAAGCCACAGCCCAGGUGUCCUCACUGUUCCCGCAACGGCUUCAUCCCCGUCGCCCGAUAAGACGAUUGUCGCGGGGCCAGAGGCGGAGGGGGCCCCGAUGAGCGCGACAUCUCAGGUUUCAGGCCCACGAUUGCCAGCGUUGACGCCUUCGCAGUCUGCGCAGCGCAGUCGUCCGGUCAACUCUACCGCUCCAGCGGCGACAGUGACGGUGCCGUGGGAGGUCUCGUCAGCCCAUCCACCGCAGAAGCCGCUCACACCUCGAGCACCUCCUCUCACAGGUCCAUCUUUCAGCCAGACGGCGCCGCCUGCUACAUCUUCUCGCACAACUCGAACCCACCGAACGCCCCGAAAAGCGCAACAGGCUGCUGAGGAUGACAACUUUCACGCCACUGGAACGGCUGCCGUGCCAACUGCUGGGCCAGCUCCCUCCGCAGCCAGCAUCGACCCAUCGGUGUCACGCGCUGCCGUCUCGUCUUUCCACCGCCGCUUUGCCGUAAAGCGGCAUGACUGCCUAGAGCAUCAGCUGAGCAUCUCUAACGGAGUUGUGAGCGAUGGCAACAGCUCGCACGCCUUGAGUAGCGCUCUUUUGUCAGCAAAGGAGGAUGCGGCCGUACAGCGUAGCGUCGGCCACAAGGUCAUGCAGGCGCUGCACGGCGAUGUCAUAUUCAAGGUGUCCGCAAGGCAAGGCCUGCAAUAG
This is a messenger RNA of Leishmania mexicana MHOM/GT/2001/U1103, 1587 nucleotides long. RefSeq lists its product as hypothetical. The transcript has a single exon. Gene Ontology annotation, cellular component: spindle pole. Gene Ontology annotation, molecular function: protein binding. Gene Ontology annotation, biological process: establishment of meiotic spindle localization; mitotic cell cycle; spindle organization. The coding region runs from base 1 to 1587 and encodes 528 amino acids. NCBI's taxonomy places the organism in Eukaryota, Euglenozoa, Kinetoplastea, Trypanosomatida, Trypanosomatidae. The record is from RefSeq and is a predicted model, not a curated record.